AUAAAUUAAAAGGUCAAACGAGAUAACAGUCACUGCACACACAGCGCUUGACUGGACAGCUUGAACACACAGAGAGAAUUUCAACUGCAAAAAUGAGAACACUCGCGUUCCUGCUCGUGUUUCAACUAUGUUGCUUGCUUGUGGAUGGACUCUUCCUUCCAGAGAGACGAAACACUCCUGCGGUAAGGAAAUCUGGGCCACUGCAGCCGGGACGGAAUGAUAGAAUUAGGGUUAGGGUGACUGCGCCGAAAUAUAUUCUACAACUUUACAAAGAAAAUCUGAAGCAUGGGAAAAGUGUGAACAACUUGCAUUGUAUUUUUCCAAGUAAGUUUUCAUUUUGGGAACCGUUCGUUAAUUACACCAGGGGGUUGUCGGUUGGGUGACCAUACUUUAAAGAGUUCUAUCAGUUUUCUUCAGUAAGGGCUGUCCCUUUCUAGUGCAAUCUUGCUACAGAAGAAAUGUUUAACUACUAAACUAACUUUAUUUAUACUGGAUAGCUCUAUCAGUUCUAAACUGUUCUCCAGGUCCAGUAAGAAUCAUCUCUUAUUGAUUCCAUGUUACUAGAGGAGGAAAUCUAAACUAAACUAACUUUAUUUAUACUCGAUUACUCUACAGUUCUAAACCGUUCUUCUUAGAGGUCCAGUAAGGAUUAUAUCUUGUUGUUACCACAGGAUGAAACCUAAGCUAAACUGAUUUUAUUUAUACUGGAUAGCUUUAUCAAGUUCUAAACUGUUCCCCAAGAGGUCGAGUAGAAGGAUCAUCCCAUAUUAAUGCAGUAUUACGACAGGAGGAAACCUAAAGUAAACAAACUUAUUUAUUCUGAAUAGCCAUAUCAGUUCUAAGCAGAGUUCUUUCAAGAGCAGCCCCAUAUAGGAUCACCCUUUACUGGUGGAGUGUUAGACCAGCCGCGCCUCAACCCCUAGCUACGCAGGCUGUGUUAGCCAGGGACUCGGGAUAGCUCUAUAUCAGCAGUUCAAACUGCUCAUUCUAGAAGUCGAGUAAAUGAGUAAACAUGUUUACAAGUAAGAUUUUUUUCCCACUUGUUAUCCGGUAUACUGUUACGCAUGGAUUCCGCGCGGAAAAGGUGCGUCAUGGUCGGUGUAGUUGCGACGCUACGCCAAACCGAAUGCAUGUCAACGUGCACUUAGUGGCGCACGCAAAGACGCAAUUCAUGCAAUGUUUGCAAUACAGGAACUUUGAUUAAGAGUAUUGGCGCCAGAUAGCGCAGCGUUUAUUCCUGUUUACGGAUCGUUUAUUGCACUUAGGGCAUAAACAGUUUGUGAUUGGUGUCGGUUUACGUGCAAUUUGCCCUGUGUUGCCUAAAGCACUAUUGCAUAAUACAGAUUAAUAGUAUGUCAAAUAAAUUGGGUGGUUUAUGAAUGUGUAUUCAACCUGGUUUAGUGACUAUCAAAGUUUCUGUGAUUACAGUAUAGGAAUUUUGCGUGGGUAAAUUCUAAGUUUUGAAGGAUUUGUAAGAAAUGUUUAAGGGAUCUGACUUAGUGUUGAACACUGAAUCAAUUCCUUCAAACAUUUCUUACAAGCCCUUCAAAACUCAUUAAUAAUUCAUGAAGAAAACACAAAGAAAAAUCAUAAGAGUGUCGUAUGUUUAUAUGUGAUAGAGAUUUCCCUUGAUUCACAUAAACUUUAACUUUGCUUUUCUCGACUUACACAACGUAUUUUAUGAAAAUUACUUCGCCAAUGAUUCGAACUUACUAGAUCGAACGUUUUUGGAGCAAUUUAAAACAUUCGCAGUGCGUGUUUUAUCAGACCUAAAGAUACUCGGCUUCGCCUCGUAUCUUUAUAUCUGAUAAAACACUGCUGUUCAUGUUUUAAAUAGUACUUCAAAACUUAGAAUUUGCCUGCGGCUAUGGCCUAUGCAGAAUUCCUAUUGUGAUCACACAAACUUUGGCUAAAAUAUACAUCUUGUUUCUGUCUAUAUCUUGCGUUCUCAAGAUCUAUCAUUUUUCGAAUUUUGUUAAUUGCUACUUGAUUUCCUUAAAUUGUCGGAUAGUUUUGGCUUAUAUAUUGUCGAUUUCUAGAAUAAUACUAGAUUUCAGAGAAAUAUCAAAUAUUUCUUGACGUUAUUUCAAAUCCAAUUUACGCAAACGUCCUGCUCUGGUGCCUGAGCGGCUGAAUCAAAUUGGAAAACUUAAGAGUUUAUGAACAAGGAAUUAAGUCUUAAUUUCUUCUGACGCAAAUUUUCCACCUAGUUAACAACACGCACUAGAUUUCUAUCAGUACGCUAAUGUGAGAGAGAUUCCGCAUUAUGUGCUUCAAACGUAAAAGAACUGAUGAUUCUUGCUGGACCUCUAGGAAGAACAGUUUAGAACUGGUAGACUGCUAUCCAGUAUAAAUAAAGUUAGUUUAGUUUAGGUUUCCUCCUGUAGUAUCACUGGAUCAAUAAAAGAUGACCCUUACUAGACCUCUAGGGAGAACAGUUAAGAACUGAUAGAGCUAUCCAGUAUAGAUAAAGUUAAUUUAGUUCAGGUUAGAGGCUAGGAAUGACAGAGCAAUCCAGUAUGAAUAAAGUUAGUUUAGCUUAUUUGUUAGUACAAAUGUACAAUCGUGUGUACUCGCGUGAUUUAAAAAGUGCUUCGAUAAUCCCAUGCAAUCCAAUAAACACUUCAAAGAAUCCAAUUAACGCAGCUUUACGAAAUACUCGUCGACGAACUCCUUUUAAAGUAGCGAAAAUUGCACGGUUUUACUAGAAGGCCCUCAUUAUCAUACAUUGCGCAAAAAACUCAUUUACCACAAAAGGCGCCUAGAAACCAGUAAUUAACAUAAAGUCAUAAUUAACAUAAAAACGCAAUUGCGCAAAUGAAUAUCAAACCUAUAUCAAUCUGGCCCAUCACCACGCAUUCGAACCAAUCCAUACACGCCAAACGUUUUUGCCAUAACAUGCGCAAUUGUACAUUACUUCAUUAGCAUAGUUUGCGCGUUUGCACAAAUGACGCGGGCAUUAUCGCGUGCGCAAAUGUAGGCGAACUCUUCCAAAAUUCAAGUGCGCGGACUUCAAAGGCAUACAAUCCGACAAGGAUUUAUGGGCACAGGCAUGUUUACUUUGUCAGUUUUAAGGAACUAAAACGACAUUUCAACUAUAAUCUUGCUAAAUAGCGGAAAACACACUAGCUUUGUACUCACAUCGUCAUGGCUGUGCAACCACGAAUCUAAAUAAAGUGCGCAAAUUUGCACAAGUUUUGCGCAAGUUUGGUCUAAAAAAAGAACGCAUAUAAAAUGCGUCAUCAAGAGGUCAUUUGGAGACUUGUCAAAUGGAUGAACCUAUUUUAUGUGCAGACUAAAGUGUUGAUUCUCUAUGAAUCUAAGACUUGAAUAAACAACACGAAAAUAGUUUACGCGCGGAUUAUGCUAAACCUGAAUAUGGAGAAUACUUGAGGGGAAGUAAAUAUAUGUAAUCACUCAUAUACAUACCAAUAUGCCACAAGACAUUAGCAAUAAAAUGCAAACUAUAAAUUCUCCAGAUUGCGCGCAUUAAACAGUCCAACUGACUCGUUGGGAAUUUGAACUUUAGGGGUCAAAUCGUUUUGCUUCACAAAUGUGUGUGUGUGAAAAACGGUAUAAAAAAAUUGCGCGAAACUCCGCUGUAUAUUGGCAUAUUGCAAACAUUUUUGGUCAUAUCUCCUGUAAUUUUGGACAUGACUCGAGGCCUAUUAAUAAAUAUUUUGUUUGGAUUGUAGCUUAAAUCAACAAGUUGCGUCUGGUCAGUGGUCACGACAAUCACACAUCAUCAUCCAAUUAAUUAGGAACUAAAAGGACAAGACUAUGCGCAUUAUCUAGGACAGGUUUAUUGGCCAAAUUUUCCUUGAAGAAAAAGUGUUUCUAGUGCGGAAAGGCCGACCAGUUCACUGACACCUUGCUAAGAAUUUAUCAGUAGAUUAUAAGAUGGACACUCCGAGGGGGUUGAGAAAUUUUGUUUUAAGAGCUCUAGGAUUGUAGAUCCUGUGUUUUAUAGGGACAGUUUUACAAUACGUUGCCGUGGUUUGGGUCUGAUCUGAAAAACAUAUCUCAUGGGGGUUCAGAGAAGAUAGUAUUCUAUAAUAAGCUGUCGUGGUUAGUGUCCAAAUGACCUUCAGGAAUCUUACUUUAGAAUAUACUACCUGCACUGGACCACUUGAGAUAUCUUUUUCACGUAGUUCAGACACAAACCAUCGCAAAUAAUUGUGGAAUACUACCUACACUGGACGACCACGUUUGAGAUAUAAUUCUAAAUUGAAUUCCGCACUAACAAUUCAAAGCCAACAGACCGAUAAAAUAUGGAAAUAAGUUGUUUAUGUUGUAAAAAUACCAAGAUCGGAAAUCCUGUUUGGUUAGUUCUAAUAUUUUGUUUAUCUUCGCGUUCUUUGUACAUGCGUCGCGCACGUAUGAUCUGAUUGAAGAGCAGAAAAUGUUAAUGAGUUUUAAGCCGUAAGAAUUCUGUAUCACUAUUCAGGGCACGCGCCCUUGCUGGACUUCUAAGGGCACGGCGUAUGGAUUGGGGAAAUAUUCCAUUUUAGGAAGAAUGGGCUUGUUAGAUAAGAAUCUGCAGCUCAUAUGAUUUUUGUCAUUCCAACAACUGCAGUAAACUGAUUACCAAAAAAGUUCUCCUUGUAUUUUCAGGUACUGUUGUAUCCCUAUCAAUCCACAGAUUUCUUGUUAAAAUGAUUGCACUCAAUAUAGAGCGGACUCAAGCCGGAAUGAACUGAGAUUAAAAACAAAAUGAGAUACAGUAAUUUGAGUAAUAACAUGAUGAUAAACGAACUGUGAACAACAAUUAUAGUUCAAAUACAGUAGUCAAGUUCAACAUACAGUCAUACUGUAUAGUUCAACAGUUUAAAAUACUACUAGUAGUCAAGCAAGUACUGUUGUGUAUUGAUUGGCGGGCGGCGCACCUGACCGACACAACUCUGCACCAUUGCUGGCAGAGCACCCUCCCCACCACUACCACCACCACCAGAUCAUGCUGGAUCCAUCCCAUAAUACUUCUACGUACUAAUUGAGCUAUAUCGAGUCAAUAUUGCAAUCACCUCAGUUAUCUACUUCGAGAAAACUAUUUUCCAAUUCAUGAAACAGCGUCAAAAUACAUCCCAUUAAAGAGCGGGUGAGCGAACAAAAAAAAUCGCGAACGUGCAAACUAAACCCCACCCCCUCCCUCUUUAAUGGGGGCGGCCCUAAGGAAUAAAUGCAUCGUCACUUUGUUUGUUUUUAUUUCUCUUUUCCCAUACACUGUUAUUGCAAUCAUUCACGUUUGUUUGUUUUUUCUAAAGCUGGAAUACGAGUGAUUAAGACAUUUUAUAACACAAUGAUUUUGAUAGCCUUGCUAAAUACACCAUGGCCUAGACAGCUCGACGCUCGUACAUCGCCAGUAGCAAUCCUAUUUUUGGAGCAGAUAAGUUCGCCUACAUUCAAGAAUAUGUACUGUGCAUGAUCUAACCAUGCUUAACUCAGCAGUGAGUUUUGUACAACAUCAGAUCACUUUAAGAUCGCCCACAUUCAAGAACAUGUACAACAUCUGCAUGAUCUAACCAUGCUUAACUCAGCAGUGAGUUCUGUACAACAUCAUCAGAUCAUUUUAAGGUAGCCCACAUUCAAGAACAUGUACUACCUCUGUAUGAUCUAAUCAUGCUUAACUCAGCAGUGAGUUUUGUACAACAUCAGAUCACUUUAAGAUCGCCCACAUUCAAGAACAUGUACAAUCUCUGCAUGAUCUAACCAUGUUUAAUUCAGCAAUGAGUUCUGUACAACAUCAGAUCAGAUCUUUAAUUAAGGUAGCUCACAUUCAAGAACAUGCUUAAAAAAUUCAUUAAUAAUUCAUGAGGAAAAUACAAAAUAAAUCACUGCCGUGUCAGUGGUUUUGUAUUGUGAUAAAAAAUCAUGUUCAUUUACAUAAACUUUAGCUUCGAUUUUCUCGGCCUAGACAACGUUUAUUUUAAAAAUUGCAUUACCAAUGAACCCAUCAUGAGAUGGGUCGGUUUUUAAGCCAUGCAUUUAAAACAUUCGCAGUCAGCAUAAAGCACUGCUGCUCAUGUUUUAAAUAGUACUUUAAAAUCGCGUGCAGGUUAAUCUAAUUUUUCUAACUUCCCUUAUCUGCAACCUCACCCAUAUACAGUACCAUGACUACAGUCAAGUGUAUAGAAAAUUCUCUAAUUAAUAAAGCUGUGAAUGAAGUCAUCAUAAUUAUAAUGCAGAAAAGAUAAGCUAUGACAUGUUAACUACACAGCGCCGCGAUAACAACAGAUGGUCGCCAAAAUAGAAGACAUCCACGAUAUUUUUAACACUCGUAAGAAAUUUGUAAAUGACGUCGGGGAGCGCUUGUUCGGAGUAGUGAAACUUAUCUGUUUAAGAAAUAUAGAACGCGCCUUCAGUGAUACUGCAUUGCAUUUUUCUUGUUCCUAGGCUAAUACUUUCGCAAACAUAGAAUUUUCACAUGACCCUUGUACUGGACCUCUAUAGGAAGAUCAGUUUAAACUUUAAACCAAAUUUAACAAUCCAGUAUAAAUACAGUUCAUUACGUAUACGUUUCCUCCUUAACUGGACCGAUUGGAGAUGAUCCUUACUGCACCUCCAGGGAGAACAGUUUAGAACUGAUAGCAUAAAUAAAGUUAGUUUAGCCUUUAGGUUUCCUCUUGUAGUAACACUGGAUCAAUAAGAGAUGAUCCUUACUGGACCUCUAGGAAGAACAGUUUAGAACUGAUAGAACUAUCCAGUAUAAAUAAAGUUAGUUUAGUUUAGGUUUCCUCCUGUAGUAACACUGGAUCAAUAAGAGAUGAUCCUUACUGGACCUCUAGGAAGAACAGUUUAGAACUGAUAGAGCUAUCCAGUAUAAAUAAAGUUAGUUUAGUUUAGGUUUCCUCCUGUAGUAACACUGGAUCAAUAAGAGAUGAUCCUUACUGGACCUCUAGGAAGAACAGUUUAGAACUGAUAGAGCCAUCCAGUAUAAAUAAAGUUAGUUUAGUUUAGGUUUCCUCCUGUAGUAACACUGGAUCAAUAAGAGAUGACUCUUACUGGACCUCUAGGAAGAACAGUUUAGAACCGAUAGAACUAUCCAGUAUAAAUAAAGUUAGUUUAGUUUAGGUUUCCUCCUGUAGUAACACUGGAUCAAUAAGAGAUGAUCCUUACUGGACCUCUAGGAAGAACAGUUUAGAACUGAUAGAGCUAUCCAGUAUAAAUAAAGUUAGUUUAGUUUAGGUUUCCUCCUGUAGUAACACUGGAUCAAUAAGAGAUGACCCUUACUGGACCUCUAGGAAGAACAGUGUAGAACUGAUAGAGCUAUCCAGUAUAAAUAAAGUUAGUUUAGUUUAGGUUUCCUCCUGUAGUAACACUGGAUCAAUAAGAGAUGAUCCUUACUGGACCUCUAGGAAGAACAGUUUAGAACUGAUAGAGCUAUCCAGUAUAAAUAAAGUUAGUUUAGUUUAGGUUUCCUCCUGUAGUAACACUGGAUCAAUAAGAGAUGAUCCUUACUGGACCUCUAGGAAGAACAGCUUAGAACUGAUAGAACUAUCCAGUAUAAAUAAAGUUAGUUUAGUUUAGGUUUCCUCCUGUAGUAACACUGGAUCAAUAAGAGAUGAUCCUUACUGGACCUCUAGGAAGAACAGUUUAGAACUGAUAGAACUAUCCAGUAUAAAUAAAGUUAGUUUAGUUUAGGUUUCCUCCUGUAGUAACACUGGAUCAAUAAGAGAUGAUUCUUACUGGACCUCUAGGAAGAACAGUUUAGAACUGAUAGAGCUAUCCAGUAUAAAUAAAGUUAGUUUAGUUUAGGUUUCCUCCUGUAGUAACACUGGAUCAAUAAGAGAUGAUCCUUACUGGACCUCCAGGGAGAACAGUUUAGAACUGAUGGAGCUAUCCAGUAUAAAUAAAAGCUAAGCCAGGAUCAAACAAGGAUAUAAGAGUGUAUGAGAGUUGGCAGUCACGGUUGGUUAGCUGUUCUUAAUGCUUUCCCAACACUAUCAUGUAUUCUAUUAAAGUUAUGUUUUAAAAACAUAGUCGGAACACUCAUCAAACCUCUAGUUUGUAAAUCUAGAGCUUGAAAUGUCCCCUGUAACAAUGCAUGACUGUCAAGUCUCAUCAGUUUUAGUUUAGUUUUCCUUGUGGUAAUGAAAUCGAUAAGCGAUGACACUUACUGGACAUUUAAGAGAACAGCUGAGAACUCGGCUUUUCCAGUCCAAAGAAAGUUAUAGUAGUUUACACCACUUUCCUCCUAAUUUAUUUCCAGAAAUAAUGCGAACGAAACGAGCCAUCAAGUUAAUCUUCAAGAACAAUAGUUUUCAAGACAACAAGAAAUGGAACCGAGAUGAACUGCGCAUUUUCAUGACCACGGCCACGAAUUCGAUUUCAUCUUCAAACAAACCUUACUAUGUCAAAAUAUUUGAUUUAUACAGUCGCAAGAUGGUGAAUAUCUAUAAACUCUCAAGUAAAGCCUAUGGUUGGAAAACAAUCAAUAUUUCAGGUACAUUUCAGAAUCAAUUGUCUGCACGUCAUUGACGAAUAUGUCUCAGUAGGUUCUGACUUUGCUUUCGAUCACAACAUAGUGGGGCUUCGGUGGCCAAGUGGUUAGCGCACUUGCCUUUCACCUCUAAACGGCCCUGGGUAAACUAGGAAACAUUGUUGUGGAAACAUUUGUGAUUCUCGAUGUUUCCUCAAAUGUUUCCAUGUUUGCCCACCCGUGGAAACAUUGUUGCGGAAACAAAAUUUGCUUCCCGAGAAGCAAAAAUGCUUCCUAGCAAAUUCAGAAACAUUUGAUGUUUCCCUAUGUUUCUCACCAAUGUUUCCUAUAGUGUUUGCCCACUCUGGGAAACAUGGCGAAACAUUGGCAGGAAACAAUGUUUCCGCAACAAUGUUUCCUAGUUUGCCCAGGGCUUAAGGUUGCAGGCCCAAAUCCCAGUCAGAACUUUCCCAAUGCAGUCCAACCCAGUCCUCAUGUGAAAAGAGUAAAAAAGUCAACGUUGUGCCGGGGGUUGUGGGUUUCCUCCGCGGGUAUACUCCGGUUUCCUCCCACAGGGAAAGUUGACAGGAUGGGUUAGGUAAAAAGGCGCACAGUAAUCGGUAUAUGGUGCUGUGGUGACCCUUCCCCUAGUUGGAAAAAGCCAAAUAAAUAAAUAAAUAAAUAAAUAAAUAAAUAGUCUAUUAAGAUAUGAUGGUCUGGAAUCCCAGCAAACCUCAAAGCCACAAAAUAGAAGACCUUUGUAUCCCCGUGAUCAAUUUUCCAACUGUCAAUCUCAAACUAUCAUAAAUUUUUCUAGCUUGGCGAAGCGUCAAACCACUUCGGGACAGCAGGGGAAGAGUCGGACUGAAAAUUGUCGUUGUGUUAGGCAAGAGAAAGCUGAGAAUCAACAAGACGGCAUUCAGAAACACAAGAAACAGAGGACAAAAACCAUAUUUCAUUGAGUUUUUCCACGAAAAGGAGCAGCACAUCGACACUUUUCAAGCCAAAGGGAAGAGUUCGAGUCAAGUUGAUCGACCUAAGAAGAACAAUGCGUUGCCUGCGUCAAAAUAUGACAAGGCAAAACGUGAUUAUUAUCUUCCUUUUCAACGAUACGAGUCUGCACGGGCAUUAGACUAAUGGCGAUCGGAGUGAAUACAAGUUUUAUGGAGUAAACAAUACCAUGUUUUUGGUGACCCAAGGGUCUAUAAUAAAAAUUUCUGAACUGCAAACUUGUAUGACUGCCAUUUUAAUGGACAUCUAACUUACAUACUUAUUUUUUUAAACCGUCUAUUGACUAAGGUGUAUUCAAUAAUCCCAAUCCCGUCCAUAAUUUAUUUAUCUAUACCGCAACUAUAUACAAGAUCAGGUCUCAUAUAAUCGAUUCACUGCAUCAAAACUUGACAAUCUAUUUCAUCUAUUACAUAUACCAAUAUCAUCAGUACUGCAUAGCUCGAGUCUUUUUGCACCAGAAAUUUUGUGUAAAAUACGAUAUUAGUUUAUUUGUAUAGUAUCAUAAAAUACUUCAUGUAGAACGGAUGUGAACAAUUAACUACCGUGGGUUAUAAAAUACACUGUAUGUUAUUUCAUUAUAUAACUGUAAAUGAAUUAAAAUUAUUGCUAUUGAAUAUUGCUGUUCACUGCACUGAACUGUGCUUGUCAUGAAUAUUCCAUAUGCAUGCUUGCUAAGAUUCCAGUGGCGUAGCCAAGGUCGAAUGUUUUUUAUGUUUUUUUCGUACCGUUGUGCUAACAGAGUACACUAUCGCCUCGCAAUCAGGGGCCGGUUGUAUAAAACUCUUAAUCACUCGUGAUGUUUGGAAAUUUGCCAAAUUGGACUCGCCCCGGCGGCUCGUCCAAUUUUGGCAAAAUUUCCAAACAUCACUCGUACUAUUAAUCCCUAAUUGUACUCGCCAUCGCAUGAUUACCUAUACAAAUAGGCGCUUCUUAUUGAAUGACAUUUCCACUUAACUAUGAUUAACUUUAAUCACUUUUUUAAAUAACCGGCCCCAGGCUAUAGUAACAAAAAAUAAAAUAAAACCCACCCUCUUCAUUUUUUUUCAAAAAAGUGAUAAAUAGAUUAAUUGGCUUAAAUGAAAUUUUAGCGCGUUUACUGCGAUAUGGGAAAGCGAAAUUGAUAAACAUUAAAGACGAAGCAUUAGAUUUACGAAUGGAAAAUAUAAUUCCACCUACUUUUGCAAACGUUUUUGAUAUUUUUCUGUGAAGGCGGUUCUUAAUGUGUCAUCCUCUUUCAUUUUCUUUUCCAAUAAAGUUUCCUCCGAGGCCAUUUUAACCACAUCAAAAACUGGAAAGAAUCUG
Messenger RNA from Paramuricea clavata, 10729 nucleotides. The record is from the annotation of a GenBank genome assembly. NCBI's taxonomy places the organism in Eukaryota, Metazoa, Cnidaria, Anthozoa, Malacalcyonacea, Plexauridae.